ACACUAUGAUGAUUUCUGGGAAAUUAUUGGGAAUCAUGCGAAUUUAAUCUUCGCAAACAGUGAUGAGGCCAGAUCGCUCUGCAAUUUCGACGCAAAGGAAAGCUCUGCUUUGGUUACAAGGUAUCUGAGCCACUUUGUUCCGCUAGUAUCAGUAACUGACGGUCAUAGAGGCUCCUACAUCAGUCUAAUGGGUGAAGCCGUAUACAUUCCCCCGUUUCCAUGUGUUCCGGUAGAUACUUGUGCCGGAGAUGCAUAUGCGUGCGGCAUACUUUAUGGUGUUCUAAGAGGCAUAUCUGAUUUGAAAAGCAUAGGUUCAAUAGCAGCUAAGGUUGCAGCCACUGUUGUAGGUCAACAAGGAACAAGGCUUAGAGUCUCAGAUGCAGUGAAAUUGGCUGAAUCUUUCACAUUUCAUAGAUCUACUAUUGGAUCAGAUAUUGGCACUGAUCACAUUUCUAGUGUCUAAUCAGAUUGCACUUUGCUUUUGAUUAUGAAGAAGAAGAAGAAGAAGAAGAAGAAAAAUUCUUUGAUUUAGAUAUAUGUAAUUUCCUUUUGUUUAGCAUAUUUCAAAGUUAUGUACAUACUCUAGUUGUAAAAAUAGGCAUGCUUUCAAUGGAAUUACUUAGGCUUCAAUUAAGUCUUCCAUUCUCAGCAUAGUCAUUUCUGGUUCA
Molecule: messenger RNA, 668 nt
Organism: Arachis duranensis
Lineage: Eukaryota; Viridiplantae; Streptophyta; Magnoliopsida; Fabales; Fabaceae
Source: RefSeq, a predicted model, not a curated record